This is a messenger RNA of Anopheles funestus (African malaria mosquito), 7771 nucleotides long. RefSeq names its product E3 ubiquitin-protein ligase TRIM9 (gene Trim9). Gene Ontology annotation, molecular function: protein binding; zinc ion binding. The transcript has 10 exons. The coding region runs from base 1732 to 3936 and encodes 734 amino acids. The record is from RefSeq and is a predicted model, not a curated record. NCBI's taxonomy places the organism in Eukaryota, Metazoa, Arthropoda, Insecta, Diptera, Culicidae.
AAUCCUGAUCCUUCAUAACUGAAACGAGUGUAUCAUCUGCUAAUCGGUCGGACGACUCUCCGACGUCCAUUGGCGUAAAGAGAAGGGAGCGUUAUUCGGGUCGAUGCGCUGUUUCUGUCGUGCAUGUACGAUAGAUGGCAGCUGCUAACUUCGGCUCUUCGCGAGAGUGCAGCGUGGACGCUGGUGUAUGCCAUACCGUUUCAUCGCUAGCAGAAGUAAGAAGAAGCUCGUCGAAGCAAGUCGUGCGUCUGGAGGCUGUGCGAACGUAUAUUUUGGUGUUCCGCGGUACAGAAAAAUCACUCGCAACCAGCCAUAUAGAUCCAUCCAUCCAUCGAUUCGUGCAUAUCGGGCGGUGUAAAAGGCGCGCGUGCGCUUGGAUUUUCUUUGCUGCCCUGUUUAUGGGGCUGCAGCAGUAGGCCGACGCAUGCAAAGGGUGCGCUUAUGGUGAAGUUUAUCAUAUCGUAAGAAAGAUUGGGUGCAUCCUGAAAGUGGCUGCACCUGCCGGGAUUUUUCGCCGAGAAUGUUUCCCUUGUGGUGAUGGGAAUGGAGGAGAUAAAGUUUUUACGCUGUAAGAUACCGCUUGUGGCGCAGUGUGUUCCAUAGUGGAGCGAGCAUUUGGUGAAGUUUUAAAAAAAGAAAUCUUUACGAGCGUAAGCAGAAAAAGGAAUUUGUGCAAUUUUGCGUGAAUUGUGCCCAGCUUGUGCUUAAGGUAUAAGAAUUCAAAUCAAACCGAUAGUUGAUGGUAAAAUCCUAGUAAAUCGGUAAAUUGAGUGAAGUUUUGCGCGAAAAAAGUAAAACCGUUUCUCUCUCUACGAGGUGCUUCAUCAACAAAAUAAACAAACAUCGGUGCGGAUAAUUCAAAUAAAAGCAAAAUAAUAUUAUCGAUCAUUUCCUGAAUACCGUGUCCUGAUAUGCGUGUGAGUGUGUUGUUUACGAAAGAAGAGAAGUAAAAGAUACAAGCAAGGAAAAAAAAAUUGAAGGAAAAUCAACACCGGUUGAUUGAAGUCCUGUUCUUUAAAACCGCAAAAACAACCGAAGCGGAAUAACGUCCACAGGAAAAUCCUUCACCUUCAUCCUUUGCUUGUGUCGAUCGAAGUAACCGGGUCGAACCGCACGCUGUGAUGGUGAUGUCAAUUUUCCAUCAUCAUUGACGAAACAGGUCGGAACGUGUGUGUAAGGAAAGAAGGUGAAUGUUGUCCGUGCUACACGAGAUGUAUUAGUGUUUGUGCGUGAGAAGUGUGGGUGUGGUGUGUAUGUGUGUUUUUGCGUUAUGUUUGUGGUUGGGAGUUGGGUUGGUGUGCCAUGAUUUGCAUAUAAAUUGAUUGGUGUGGUGUAUACAAGCCCGAAAAACCAAGCCAGUUUGUUUGCCAAGCAAAGGUCUUGAGGUAACGUGGGUUUUUGGGUGAAGUUGUGCAGGUGAAAAGUGUCCCAGGCGAAGGAGAGAAGAGAUCCUGAUUAUCUCGUCCAGGUGUGGUGCAUUCUGGUGGUGUUUAGGUUUCAAAAUUGUUGUCCUUUUAAACGUCCCCAACCGCGUGGUGUGAAAAGUGAAGUGAAUGUUUGGUGUUUUCUAGAACCGUAAAAGUGUGUUGCGGUUUUCCGAGUUUCCUGGUGAAUGGUUAAGCACCUUCGUGGGCUUCUGCUGCGUGUGUUCGUUUUCCGUGGACUCCGGGGAGUCCGGAACAUCAUCGCCCAGCUCGUUAGUGCCCGCCGAGGCAACCGUCGUCCGUAGGCAUGGAGGAAGAACUGCGGUGUCCGGUGUGCAAGCAGCUUUACGCCAGCCCGGUACUGCUGCCCUGCUAUCACGCCCUUUGUCUGGCCUGCGCUCUAGACAUUCAGACUGCAUCCUCGUCGUCGGCGUCCUCUUCCUCGUCCACUGCCUCUUCGUCGUCGUCGGCAGGUUCGUCGGCCGCCGGUACGGCACAUCCGCCCUGCCAUCCCGCCAUUGCGGCCGCCCACAUACACCAGCAACACUCGCAACAUUCGUCCUCGUCUGCGGCGAGUACCGGCAGCUCGAGCGCAACCGAAAGUGUAUCCUCGGAUCAGGAUCAGGCAGACAAGGUGAGCAUCCUGAGCGAAGCCGAUUCGGGUGUUAUCUGCUGCACAUCGCGGCCGGGCUCAUACGCCGGCACACCGAACCUACAGGGACUGCUGUUUCCUCCUGCCGGGUCCGGUGGUUCAGUCUAUUCGCUCGCCUGUCCCGUCUGCCGGAAGUUGGUGUUUUUCGACGAGCUUGGGGCCCGCAAUUUGCCACUGUACCGGGCGAUGGAGUCGAUCGUGGAUCGGUUCUGCGAGCGGGAGGCACUACGCUGUCAGAUGUGUGAAACCGAACCACCGAAGGUGGCGACCGUCAUCUGCGAGCAGUGCGAGAUCCGGUACUGUGAUGCUUGCCGUGAACUGUGCCACCCGGCACGUGGUCCGCUCGCUAAGCAUAGUCUUACGAAGCCCCGGGGUGCUUGCCAGCUGCGGGAAUCGAUUUGUGGCGAGCACACGGAACCGCUGACCAUGUACUGUAUGGGAUGUAAGCUGCCCAUCUGCAAUCAGUGCAUCGGUGACAACCGGCACCAGUCACACGAUCUGCAGUCCAUUACGGCGAUGUGCAAAGCCCAAAAGACUGAACUAUCACACAAUCUGCAGCAGCUCUCGGAAAAGGCGCGUUCUACAACCGAAUUCAUCCAAAGACUGAAAGGAAUGAGCGAUAAAGUGACGGAUACGUGCAUCGAGUUCGAGCGGCUGGUUGCGGUACAGUGCGAGGCGCUGAUAGCGGCCAUUAACGCCCGAAGGGAUGUCCUGCUCGAUGUAAUACGAAGCGAUAAGGAAGCCAAAAUACGCACACUAAAGGAUCAACAGGCAAGCUGUACUGGGAAACUUCAGCAAACCACCGGCCUAAUUCAGUUUUGCAUCGAAGCACUGAAGGAAACGGAUAGCGCAGCAUUUUUGCAGGUGGGCUCAAUGUUAAUUAACCGCGUCGCCAACACGGACAUGACCUGGCACCAGGAGGUUACUAAUGCGGCCCCACGCGUAUCGCCAAUUAUCGAUCUCACGCUCGACGACUCGUCGGUGAUUCGCGCCAUCGAUAACCUCAACUUCAUACAGAUGAAGCCCGCCAAGGAAGGCGAAGAACGGCUACCGGCAGUGCCCCUAGCACCCGUCAUCAUACCGGAGGACUGCUCGGCAGAGAAUAAUUCCGUAACUGUUGCAUGGCAGGCGCCGAGCCAUUCGUUCGUACAAGGAUAUGUGCUCGAGCUGGACGAUGGGAACGGUGGCGAGUUUCGGGAGGUCUAUUGCGGCAAGGAAACAAUCUGCACCGUCGACGGACUGCAUUUCAACUCAAUGUACAACGCACGUGUUAAAGCCUUCAACAACACCGGUGAGGGUGAAUAUUCCGAGCUUAUUGGAUUACAGACGGCAGAAGUUGCCUGGUUCACAUUUGAUUCGGUCCUUAGCGGCGGUCCCUGCUCCGGGCUGAACUUUUCCAACGAAAACCAAACAGUCUCGGCAGAUGGAUGGGAGCACCGAGUUGCGCUCGGUUCCGUUGGGUUUUCCCGGGGCGUACACUACUGGGAGUUUACCAUCGACAAGUACACCGCCGACACAGAUCCAGCAUUUGGCGUGGCGCGGCUAGAUGUGGCCCGCGAUAAGAUGCUUGGCAAAGACGACAAAGGCUUCGCGAUGUACAUCGAUAGGCAGCGGUCCUGGUUCCAGCAUAACAGCGUUCACGAGCGACGUGUCGAGGGCGGCAUCUCGACUGGUAGUACGGUCGGUGUGCUGCUCGACCUCGAACGGCACACGCUUCAUUUCAUCGUCAACGAGAUGCCGCAGGGUUCGGUGGCGUUCCGUGAUCUGUACGGUGUGUUCUAUCCGGCCGUAAGCGUCAACCGUGGCGUGACACUGACCCUGCACACUGGGCUGGAUGCACCUCGCAUGGACUAUCACUAGAAAUUGGUUUGACGAUCUGACCCGGCCAAUCUGAUCGAUCGAGGUUCACACCGUUCCUCGUCCGUUCGCUAACACGGUAAGGUACUAACGUUUGACCGAAGUAGGGCGAACGUUUGUGUAGUAUGUGACGUGUAGAAAGUUAUUCCUCCUAAGCAAGUAGGUUUUAGCAGCGGUUUUAAAUUAAGAAACAACAACAAAAAUCAAAAAUAAUCGUUGGCGAUAUGUCCAAGAGAAUGUUUAUGGAGUGGAGUAACGUUUUUCUUUUCUUUUUGUAUAUAAAUAUCCUCCACUCAGUUUAAAAGGCAACAUUGGAACAUUUUGAUACAUAAAAAACAGAUGGUACAUUCGCUUGUAAUCAUAUUGAAGCAUCGCAUGUCUGUAAGAAUGUGAACAAUAUCUCGACGAAGAAAAAAAGGUCACACAUGUAAGCGUUUCCUCGUAGAGCAGUUGAUAUUUCUCCCACGGCUGAACUUCGAACCGGAACGCCAUUGCUUUAUCGGUUGGUUUCAAUCACUGCCCACGAUUUAUUCACAACGUUACCUUCGUCGGUUCGUUGUCUGAUCGCUCGAGGGGAAGCUUUUGGUAGCAAAUGCUAAUAGAAAUGUACCGAAUCAGCCAUUGGGUUGAGGAGAUGAGCCCGCAAAUAAUUUUGCAUAUUCUCGUUUCAAUCGUUCCCUUUCGUGUUCAGGAUCACCGAAUGCUUCGUGAGGUCAAAAGGUGCUCAAUAGCUAGUUUCUUGGGUUUCUCGUACUACACUCGCAAGCAAAUAAGGCUGAUCUUUAACACAGCUGCUGCAACGCAGUGAAAGCGGCAAAUUGUUACUUUUAAGGGCACGUGUCUACGGUACUGUUUGUUGCUGCCGUACCCAUUCUAUGUCCAAUUAAUGCAGAAAAUAAUACACCGGUACGGAUCACGGCCGAUUAAUCGCGGCUAUGCUAAUGCAAAACCGAACCAGUGUUUGCACUUGGGACGAUACAAGAUAAUGUACUGCAUUUGCAUACUUGUUGUUGUGCCAUCUACUGUUUGUUUAGAGUUUUUAUGGUACAACUGACAUGAAAUGAAUAGCAGUAAGAAGGAAAAUGCUAUAAUUGGUAACUUUUGAUGCGUUCAAAACAUUCAUACCGUUAGUUUGUGGUGAUUUUCUAUCAUUUGUUUUGAUUUUUUUUUGCAGUAAAACGCACAGUUUAUAAAAAAAAGUUAAACCUCGACGCAAUUAUACGGGUCAACUGUGUUUCCUUUUUUAUCGAUGAAUAAUCAUUAAAUGAUGCUGAAUGAAAAAUUCAACACUCGUGAUAAACAUGCAUAUAACGAGUCGCAAAUGAUUGGGCCCGGUUUCCAACCGUUGGCGAUUUAUUAAUUGGCUGGUAAAGGCAGAAGAGGAAGAAAAAACAAAAUGAUAAAAUAAUCGCAAAUAAAACGAUGUUCUGAUUGGAAAGUAAAAAAAAAACAAAGCCCCCAAAACAAAGACUACCCGGCAAGGCACGAGAUUUAAAAUAACUGGUGCAACCAUUAUAGAAAAGGAUGUGUGAAAUCGAUUCGAAAUCGAUUAAUACGGAUCGCACUCCAUUGCGAUGAAUGUAUUUGAGUAAAAAACUGCAGGCAAGGUAAAAGUCGAAACUGAAAGCAGAAAUCCAGUGUAAGAAGCACAUAUUGAAUUAACGUUCAUUAUAAUUGUCCGCGCGAAACAGCACGUUCCAGCCUCCCAGGUUCGGAGGUCAAGCCACGGGAAGAACAUAGAGCGGUGUCGAUUUUAUUUUUGAACUUGUCACUACAGUGACCGACUGUCAAUUUGGCACUGCAAAGCAUUAACGGAACGUCUAUCCAAUUAUUGGUUGGAACACAAAAGCCAACACAACACACGUGCGUAUUUGGUUCGAAUUUAACUCGCCGUGACCGCUCUAGGGUUGAUGUGGUGAUGUUCAAUUAUUUGUGGUUCAUUAUUGCAGUCGAUCUUUCUUUUAUUGCUUUGCAGCAGAUGCGAAAAGGGUAAAUCAUAUUUAUCAUUAGUUGUACAUUACGUGACAUUGAUUCUGGAUUUUUCCUGUUGUGGGGUCCUGUUUUAUUAUAGGGCAAAACAGCGGGAAGAGAUUUUAUUUAUUCGGCAGAAAAACGUCGUCAAUGAAGGUAGGAAAAGGAGGUUAAUUUUUGCUAUUGUUUUAAACAAAUUGAUAAGAUAAAUACUAUGUAUAUAAUGCGUUAAUUUUAUUUACAUGUAGUUCAAACCUCCAUCAUUUGCCGCUUUUGGACGAGUUUAAGAAUGAAAUUAGUGAUGAGCAUACUGGUUCAGAAUGAAUAAGUGAAUUAAAUUUUACAAGCGAGUAAAUUAUUUCCUUCUCGGAACAUCUUUAUGGUACACUUACGGUGUAACUCACUCACAAUUAUUUAGCUCACUUCAUAGUUAUAGUGAGUUGAGUGAUAGUGACUCGUGAGUGAGUUGAGUAAGAGUCAAGUUUCAAAUCUUCUCGAUGACUAGCAACUCACUCAUUUUCCAAGGGCGAUUUAAAGAAUCGAUUCUAUUUGUUAGACUUACUCGCUCAAUCUGAUUCAAUUCACUUUACUGAAUUGUUAUUCCCAUCACUAAAACAAAGCCGUUUGAAUGAGCAAUCUUAGGACAGAUUUGGUAUAAAGUAAUGUCGCUUUAAAACAAAGAAAACGAAGUGUAAUACUCAAUAAACUUACUAUAAGCACAUGCUAUCACAUUUUUGCAAGAGCAGUUAUAAAAAUUGAACCAAUUUGUUUUAAUUCAGAUUUGGCUAUAACACUAUAAUAAUGCCAUAACGGAAAAAAUGCACCCUACAACAUAAUCACAACAAUGUACAGCAAAUACAGAGGCAGAGGUAAAACGAUGGUAUGGAGCGAGAAAAGCCAUUAAUUUUGUACAAAUUGUAAAGUGAACUGUAUUUUAAAAUUAAGUUAUUUUAUUACAAAUCUCGAAGUAGUUAAUGGAACGCGAACUUUACGCGAAACAAAAUCGGAACGAAAUGAGGUGUGUAUCAUUGUGAAUGUGCACUACACAAUUUACUAAAAUGAAACAAAAAAGGAAAAAAAUCCUAAAUGUGCUCCACGUAAACAAAAAGUGCAACAGAACGAACACAAAGAAGAAAAACUUCUGAUAAAACGAAGCAGAUGGAACAAUUGAAAUUUACCGUGCAAAAAAUACACAACAAAACCAACGCACAACGUUAGAAAAUCAAUUCAUUAGAUCAAUAAAUCGGAACAGAAAUAAACUAACGUUGAUACGCGUGGAUUGAACUUGAACUCGAACCCAAUUGCCACGAUCAACCGAGCCUGUAAUGUAAAAGUUAAACAGUGGUAGCUGUAGCUGAACUUCUAUACUGCAAUGUAUUCGCUCGCUUCGUAACCGUAAGUCAAACUGAAUCGUGUGUAUCAUACCCGGAUGGAAAAUAACAAAGAGCUUCUAAUAGUGUAACCAUGUAAAAUCAAAGCAUAACGCAUAAUGAAAUAGUUUUUAGCAAAAAUCUACACGUGAAACAAUUAUCAAACGAGAGCAACCAAAAGUAAAUGGGAAGAAACAAGUUAAAAAAAGUGGUAACAAAUCGGAAGCAUUUAAAACAGCACUUUCCCGUUUUGCUAAGUGCAAAUGGAACCAAUUGCAAGAAACACAUCACCGAAAGUAGUCGACAGGUAUUGCGAUCAAACAAACAGUAGAGCUUUUCGCAAAGAAAAAUUAAACACAACAAAACAUGAAAACAACAAAGUAGACAACCGCAUUUACGGGAUACACACUAUUCUAGCGACAGUGUAGUGAUGGAAUUUGUAAUCCUUUGGUAACGCAAUGAUAAAUAAUAAAACAUAUUAAAAUCCUUAAAAACUA